This is a messenger RNA of Dictyostelium purpureum, 3603 nucleotides long. RefSeq lists its product as uncharacterized. Gene Ontology annotation, molecular function: DNA-directed DNA polymerase activity; DNA binding. The record is from RefSeq and is a predicted model, not a curated record. NCBI's taxonomy places the organism in Eukaryota, Evosea, Eumycetozoa, Dictyosteliales, Dictyosteliaceae. Gene Ontology annotation, biological process: DNA-templated DNA replication; double-strand break repair via alternative nonhomologous end joining. The transcript is spliced from 2 exons. The coding region runs from base 1 to 3603 and encodes 1200 amino acids.
AUGGACCCAUUUUCUGAUGAUGUAGAUUUAGAAUUUUUAUACAUGCUUCAAGAAACUGUUGAUGAUACCAAUAAUAGCACCAAUAACAAUGAGGAAUUCGAUUUACAAUUAGAUGUCAAUGAUACAUUUGAUAAUAUAAAUAAUUUAGAUAAUAACAAUAAUAAUAAUAAUAAUAAUAAUAAUAAUAAUGAUAAUGAUAAUAUAACCAAUAAUAAUAUAACCAAUAAUAAUAUAAAUAAUAGUAAUUAUAAUAAUAAUAAUAAUAAUGUUAAUAAUGAUAUUAUCUGUGAUAAAAUAAAUAAAAAUAUAAAUUAUUCAAAUAAUAUUAAUAAUGUAAAUAAUAUAAAUAACAAUAAAAAUGAAAAUUUUAAUAAUGAUGAAAAUAAUAAAACUAUUAAUAUUGGUGGAUAUAAAAUAAGACCUGUUCCUCUUCCACCACCAUUAUCACCCACCCCAACACAGGUUCAAAAACCACAAACACAACAAGCACCACAACAAGAAAAACCACAAACACAACAACAUGAACCACCACCACCACAACAACAACAACAACAACAAAAAAAACCCUUCAUAAAACCACCCUCAUUUCCAAAAAAAAUCAAUUCUCUUUCCAAACCAAUACCCCAAUCUAUUUUAAACACACCCUAUAAUAAUAAAAAUCAUGAUAAUAAUGAUAAUGAUAAUAAUAAUAAUUACGAUACUAAACCUUUAACAAAUAUUGAUGUUCAAGUUAUUCAAUCAAGAAAGGCUUACUCAUCUCACCAACAACUGAACAAUAAUAUUAAUGUUAAUGAAUGGGUUCAAUCUCCAAGCAAACCAUCAAAAUCAAUUUUUAAACCACAAUCAAAAGGUAGUGAAUUUAUUUUUACCGAGGAAGAUGAUUUAAAAGAGGACCCUUCAUUUUUAUCACCCCCACUUUCACCAGAACCACAAUCUCACCAAAAACCAUUUCAACUUAAAUCCCCUGUUUUAUUACAAAAACAACAACAACAACAACAAAAUCAAAAACAAUUUCAAAAGUCACCAUUUAAACAAACCCAAGUCAAUAAUUUUGGCUUCAAUACCUACAUGAAAAAUACUAACAUCCAUGAUUCACCAAUUGAGUCAUUUAAAUACUCUCCAAGUAAGAGGCCCAACACAAGUACAACAUCAACAACAUCAAUAAAAUUUGAGCCAGUUGUUAUUGGCAAAGAAUUUAAAGAAGAAAAAAAGGAUAUUGAAAAAGCCAACAUUAAUGAUAAAAAACCGGAAACAAAUAAAUUAAAGACACCAAAUGGUUAUAAAGCAAUCAAUAAAACAUUCAAUAUUCAUCAAUUAAAAGAACAAAUGGAAAGUUUAGAAAUAUCAGUAUUAGUCUGGGGUGUAUUUUUUGAUAAUGACAAAACAAACUUUGGUGAAUCAACUAUCAAAAAAAGAAAACACGGUAUCAUUUCAAAUGAGCCAUUGGCCUAUUGUAUUUUUAUUGUUUCGAAAGGCAAUGAAACUAUUGAUGACAGCAGCGAUGAAUAUGAACAGCCAACAGUAUUUAGCCGAAAUAACUCCAAAUCAUCUUUAUCACAAUCGUCCUCAUCAUCAUCUCAAAAUAUAUUUAAUAAUGAGAUACCGGAUAGCUAUAUAAUAGAAAAAUACUUUAUAACACUAAUUGAUAAUGUUGGUGGUUUAGUUGAAGAAAAAUUAAAAUUUAUGGUAGAAAUAUUAGAAAAUGGUUUAAUUAAAAAGAUCAGCUACAAUUGUUCCGAUGGCUACAAGCCAUUUAUAAAGCAAUAUCCCUAUAUGAAACCGAUCAAUUCAUUCGAUAUAAAAAUUGCUGCUUGGUUAUUAAAUAGUGAUGGUGGAAACAAUGGUUAUUCAUUCGAAAAGGUCCAAGAAUAUGGCAAGGACGAAUCAAUUAAAACCAUUCAAAAUAUUUCAAAUAGAAAUAUAAUGCAAAAUCAAUCUGAAAAAAUAAAAAAACUCAUCAAUGAAGAAAAUGAAUUUUCAAAAGAAAAUACAAACUAUGGUUCAUUUUCUCAAGAUAUAGUCUAUUCAUUAAAAAUCUAUUUGGUUUUAAAGAAUUUACUUUAUGAUAAAGACUUAUCAUAUAACUUCAUCGAAGAGAUGUCAGUUGUUUCACUUAUCUCAAAAAUGGAGUUGUAUGGAAUUUUAUUGGAAACUAAAAUCUUAAACCAAUAUAAGAAACUACUUGAUGAAAAAUCGGCAAAUCUUUGUGAAUACUUUAGAGAUAACAAUUUAUUAAAUCCAAGAUCCAUUCCACAAGUUACCAAAGUUAUUUAUCAAGAUUUGAAAUUAAAAUUACCCCACCCACCUCCAACUAAAGUUGAUAAAAAAUCACUUAAUGAAAUAAAAGCAUUGAAUCCAAAUCAAGAGGAAUUUAUCAACAAUUUAUUAAUUUAUAGAAAUUUAGAGAAGAUUAAUAAAACAUAUAUUUCUGCCUAUUUAGAACUCGCCGAUAGUUACUAUGAUAAAUUUCAUCAGAAUCAAAAUGAAUCAAACAAAAAAGCUUUUAUUAAAUGUGAUUGGUUACAAUGCGGUACAUCAACUGGUAGACUUUCUUCUUGCAAUCCAAACAUGCAAAACGUUUGCCGUAAUACAAGUAUAAUCUCAUUUGAUGAUGAAGAAGAUCAAGCAUCCAGCCAAAUUGAUGAUUUGUUUUUAAUGACCCAUAUCGAGGAUGAUCAAAAUCAAAAUCAAAACCAUAAUCAAAAUCAAAAUCAAAAUCAAAAUCAAGAGACUAUUAAUAUUAGAGAUGCUUUUAUUUCAAGAGACGGAUACACAAUGCUUGCAUACGAUUAUAAUCAAAUCGAAUUAAGAGUCAUGUCACAUUUUUCAAAUGAUAAACAUUUAAUAAAUUAUUUUAACAAUAAUCAAGAUGUAAUUAGAAGAAUGGCAUCAAAACUCUUAAAUAAAGAAAUCAACGAUGUUACUACUGACGAAAGAGAAAAAACAAAAAGAGUAGUUUAUGGAAUAAUGUAUGGUAUAGGUCCACAAUCAUUAGGGAAACUAUUAAAAAUCAGCACCUCAGCUGCAGAACUUUUAAUCAAUAACUUUUAUAAAGAAUUUCCUCAAAUUUCAAGCUUUAUAACAACAACCAAGAACUCUUUAAAGCAAAAUGACCCAGAAGUUAGAACAAUAAGUGGAAGAAUUAGAAAACUGGGUGAAAUAAAGAAUAGUUUUGAUAUUAGUAUUGCAAAAAGAAGAUCAGUUAAUACAAUUAUACAGGGUAGUUCAGCUGAUAUCAUUAAAAAAUCCAUGGUUAAAAUUAAUAAUUUUUUUGGUGACAUUUGUUCAAUAUUUAAUAAUAACAAUAAUAAUAAUAACAGUAACAAUAAUAACAAUCAAAUAUCUCCAAGAUUUUUAUUACAAAUUCAUGAUGAACUAAUUUUUGAAGUUCCCACAUUUUUAAUAGAGGAGCACCGAGUCGAUCUUUAUAUUAAAUAUUUGAUGGAAUCAGUUUCCAAAGAUUUUAAUUUAAAGGUAGAUUUAAAAACCUCUUUAAAAAGUGGUCAUAGAUGGGGAUCAUUAGAGUCAAAUUCGAUACCAGAAAACUAUAUGGAGUUUAUAAAUAACUUGGAUGAUUUAUUAAACGAAAAUAAAAUAAAUUAA